AAAUCGAUCAACUUUCUGGCCAUAUUUCCACCGAUUUAUCGUGUAACUGUACAAUAUAGGAAUAACUUGAAGAUUUUGAAUAAAUGCCAGUAUAUACAAGAAUGAACCACGGGAAUUUGCAAGUAUAUACUAGAGCAGCAAUGAAGAUGUACAUCGAAACGUGUCAUUGUUGACAUUUGAUUUUUUUGUUUGGUUUCACUUUCGAUCAGCAAUAGAUGCCAAUUAGAUAACACAUAAAAAUGAGUGUAGAAAGUGUCUUGGAAAAACUGGUGAAAGAUGCGUCAUCAUCAAAACAUGCUCCAAUCAGAGUUGCUGCCAGUGGAGCAAAAGGUUUCCUUGAAGACAAUAAAGUUGUUGCAGACACCCCAUCAUUUGAGCUAAGGGAGAAAUGCCUUGGUCCUCUAAAGCUGGCUGUGGAAUCCAAAAACAGCAAGCUGGCCUUGACUGCUCUAGGUGGCAUACAGAAAAUGCUUCACGAUGAGAGAUUCCACUCCAGCAUGGAGAGCGAGAAGGAGGAACAAUGGCUGCCAUCUCAGAUUUUGGACUGUGUCUCAAGUACACCUUCCCUCUCUGAGGAUAUACAGAUUGAAGUCAUGAAGGUUUUACUUGACAUGACUUUCUCAACUACUUGGUGCAUGAAUGCAAAAGUCAUCACAAAAAUAUCUCAGGUCGGGAUAGAUAGCUAUGUAACCAGUCAUUCUCAUGGCGUAAGAACUGCCGUCACAGCAACCAUGACGCAAAUGUUGACCGCCAUCGCUGAGAAAUUGACCAAUGAAAUGUCUCGUGUGGAAGACAACACAACAGCCGCAGAUGAUAUCCUGGCUGACUAUAGCAACCAAGCUGUAGAUGUCAGCUCAAGUGAAGCUUUGUCAAAUGACAUCGUUGGAAUCUUACAUUUUCUGUGUCAGAAGCUAGCAGGCAUACAAUGUGGCUUGCAACCAAAGCACAUGGAACCAUUACUUCUAGAAGGGAUCCAUGCUGUACUGGCAAAUAUACCACCAACAAUGCAGAACAACAACAACUUCAUUGACCUUUUGUGGCAACAGCUGUGCCCGACUUUGAUCUCACUGCUGGGAAACCCAACCUUAGACAAGGGAAUAUCAUCCCAAAAGUCAGGAACGCAAGAUGAAGUUGGACGUGGCUCAGGAUGCUCUGCUUCUGCUCCCUCUAUAUUAGGAUCAAGUGCCAAAACUAUUUACAAUAUAUGUAUAGAGUUAGUACGACAUGUAGGAAGUAUAAAGUCUCUACGUCCUGUCCUAGAGUCAGUGUACCACAGGAUGUUACUCUACCCCCCUCCCCAGCACAGACUUGAUGCUAUUAAGGCGGUAAAGGAGUUGCUUAAAGAUGCAGACCGACUUGUAGACUUUGCUGGACCUUGUGCUUCUAGCCCUGGAAAUGGUCAGACAAAUUCUAAGAGAAUGCAACAUGCUGAUACUGCUCUGUUAAAGCUUAUAGUGGAUGCCCUUCAGGAGUGCUGCCACUGUAAUGACUCUGUAGUUGUAAUGACAAGUGUACAAUGUAUAGACCUGCUCCUGUCCUCUGUUGACCAGAUUACACAAGGCGUAGGUCUGACUGAUCAAAUGAUUAAUGAAAUACAGCGGCAAUACCUUACUAGUCAACAAGAUAUAGAUGGCAAUCCAAUUGGAACUGAAACAAAACAAGCUGAGACUGAAACUGAGAAAAAGUGCAAUUUAAAUCAAAAAGACAAUGAUGAGGAAGAAAAGGAUACUGACUGUCAGGAACAUUUAGAUGAUGAUAAUGAUGAUUCAGAAGAAGACAAUGAUGAUUCUGCCUCUGAAAAUGAUGAAUCCACAAACGAGCCAGAAAUUCCAGAAAAAAUCAAAAUUGUUAAACGAACUCUACCAAAAUCGGAAAGUUCAAUUGAAAAAUCUGAAUGUGAUGAUGAAAAAGAAAAAAUUGAUUUCACAGAAAAAUCAGAGGUUUUGAAUUGGAGAUUGGUGUACAACACUAGUGAUUUGGGGGAAAAACUAGAGAGGCUAAACAGUGAGGAGUUUGUAAAAAAGCUGCUGAAAGAACUACCUGGUUGGCUUGCAAUGGACAAUGUACAGGAAAUUGAUGAAUCCAUACAAAAUUUUGCAUCACAAUUCUGUCAAGAUGUUACAGAAAGCCAAGAGUCAUAUAGUGCUGCGUCAGAUGAUGCCCCUAAGUUACAGAUUAUAUUGAAUGGUGAUGGUGUCUAUGUCUCCACAUAUUCAGCUCUACAAUUGAAUUUGAAGCUCAUUCACAGUGCCUACUACACAAUGGAGGACAAAAGCCUGCCAAUAACUGAGUCGCAGUUCCUGGAUGGUGUAUAUGGAGGCGGUUUGCUGCUUUAUAUUCCACCAUCUUGGCUAUCUGAAAUAUAUCGCCAAGUAAUAACCAUUAACCUCCUACAAGAAGCUGGUUACUCCAACACAUCCAUUGAGAGGAAUGGUGCUCUUAUCAAAGCUUUAGCAGAUCUAGAUGGUUUAGGUAGCAAUCAGCUUGGAGGCCAAUUGAUGUCAGACUGUGUUGAAGAACUUGAUAUGUGUGAUGCUCCAAGUAGUGACGAGAAAGAUGUCGUAGCAGGUAUUGAGCUUUCUAAGCGUAUCUUGGUUGCUUGCUGGGAUGGCAUAGUGGACAUUCUCUCUGUUCUGGUUAAUGGGAAGAGUUCAUGUGGAAUCACCAGUAGCCUUGCAUUAAUGUUGGGUGUAGAAGGUGCAAAAGAGGAAAGUCUUAAAGCCAGGGAGGCCAUAUGUACAAGUCUAGAUGGAUUACAGAAGGCAGCAAGAUUGUCUUGUAAACUAGGUCUUCAAGCACGCUGUGGGGGAAUAUUUGCACAAUUGGCCAAUGCCUCUUGUGUAAUGGAAGACCAAAGAACUUUAAGUCCCAUGGUGGAACGUAAAGGGUUAAACACAGAACGUAAAGGGUUAAACCUUGCCAACCUUCCUCAUCAUAUAGCCAAUCUAUCCAACCUGCACAAUGUCAGUCACCUGUCAAAUCUACCUCAUCUGAACCUGCCCAAUGUACCUGCCAUUCUACCUAAUAGAACAAGGGUCAUUCGUCUCCAUGCGGCUCAUGUAUUGAGUCUCGAUGUUGUUUUGAGUAUGGGGCUUGAGAUGGGUAGCCAUUCUGCUGAAUGCUGGGCACAUGUGUUUAGGUGCUGUGGCCAUAUAGCUGAGCUGGAGCACACAUACUUCAGAGCUGAAAAUAAACAGUCUGAGGCGAAGCAAAACAAGGUGAACCAUGACCAGACUCCCCAUGAGAUCAUGCCCACUACUGAUAUGGACAUUGACAUCAGUGAUCCAGAGCUUCUUAGCAUGCCGGUCAUGCCAAAUGAAGCUCUCGCCCCUGAUGUGAAUGUACAUAACCUGAUCACUGAGAGUGCAGUAGAGGGAGGCUGGGACAGUGCACUUAGUGGAGGAGGGGUGUUAAGUAAGAAACAAACAUCUAAAGUAUUGAUGGGUCUGACACAACAAGUAGAUAGGUUUUUUGAAGAUGCAGCUGACAAACUAAAUCUUAAUUCAUUGGUUGAGUUUAUGACGGAAAUGUGUUGCUCCAGUAAGCAACAACUUCAUAAAUACAGCAGCAAGCUAGAGUUAGGAAUGCCAGGGUUUGUACCAACCAAUGCCCUACAUCUGUAUCGUCUCGGCCAUAUUGUCUUGAAAUGUCUGCGAAGUGGACGGCCUUUGUUGCAUCUGAUGAAAGUAUGGAGUGCAGUUGCUCCACAUUUCAUAGAGGCAUCCACUCACAAAGACAGUAACAUCUCCCAUAAGGCUGUUGCGUGCAUACAUGAAUGUAUUACCACAUUGUUCGGGUACCACCAGGAGCUACCACAUUUUAACUUCAACGAGUCUUUGUGCAAACCAUUUGAGAAACUACUAUGUCUUGAGCUCUGUGAUGGGGACACACAAGAUCAGAUUGUUUGUUCUAUUUGUGAACUCGUUGAGGCCUGUACAACAGAAAUCAGAUCUGGAUGGCGCCCUCUAUUUGGGGCAUUACGGGCAGUCAAGAUAGAAUACACAACUAAUGAGGAAGUGAAUGAUGCCAGGCAGAGACAUAUUGCUGCAGUCUUGGAUGUGUUUGAUGUCUUCCUCAACACUGACAAUGUCUUUGUAUUCGCACAUGCUGCAGUAGAUUGUAUUCUAUGCCUCUUGAAGUAUGUCAAGGGCCAAUCUGAGUUUGAAGUGAGUGACUCUGACUCAGAUUCUGGUAGUGAAUGUGGUGAGACUGUCACAUCAGAGGCCCUUUGUCUUCCUGCCUUGAAGUACUUGGAGCAAUGCUGCACCAUCCUAGCCUCCAUGUGGAAUAUGCCAGCCUGUCCUGUCUUCAAUGGGGCAAACAGAAUCAGAGCCAGUCUUACCCAGUUGAACUGCGUAGAUUCAGUAUUACCAUAUAUGGACUUGGAUGAAUUCAAGCGGGAAUAUACAGCACCUCCUAGAUUUGCUGACCCAUUCCAACCUAACACAGAUUUAGAUAAAUUCAAACAGAAUUUUGAGCAAAAAUUGAAUCCAACCCCAAGUCAGAAACAUCCAGUGGCCCAGUCUAUUGCCUCAAAAAUGACAUCUGGUCAAGGUUUCACCAAAUAUACAACGAACAACGAAUCUCCCGAUACUAAACAUGAGCCAAACCAUACAGCUGAUAAAUCAGAAAUGUCAUCACCAAGGCUUGACACAAAGAAGACUAUUACAUUGGGGGAUUUAGAUAACCAUACUGGGAGUUUACAUGUUUGGUACUUGAUACUGGAUGGUUUGACUAACACUGUGGCCAAUGCUCCUAGACAUUAUCAGCCACAGACCUUAGAGAUGCUGUUUAGUAUGUUAAGAGCUGCGGCUACCACACCAGGUCCAGACUUCAGUAUCCAUUGUGCCAAUCACCUGCUACUUCCCAUGCUGCAGUCAUGGUUACGCUAUGGCAACACCAUUAAGGGCUACUGGGAUAGUAUGGCCAAUAACUUCAAACAAUGCUGUGGAAUGUGUACUGAUCUAGUCGUGGAAUAUGUUGUCCAGUUUACAGGGACCACUAGUUGCGAGACUAGCAUGGGAGACAUGCUACAAAACCUCUACAGUGUACUUAUAGAAUGUAUUGCUCAACCAAUAGAAACCAUAUCCAGAUUAGGGUGCUCCUGUAUACGACAUGCUAUCUUGAGUUCAGGGCCGAUAUUGUCUGAACAAAUGUGGUACUUGACAGCAGAAGCUUUGCAAAAAGCUAUAGAUGUCUCUCUGUACAGUGUCAAUCAAAUCAUGACGCUUUUCCACGCUAAUUCUGACAACUUCUAUGGAGACAUCGGUCAGGUCAAGGUCGCUGUCAGGAAAGACUGCUCAGGGAUGGAGUGUGAAAGAUUGAGAGUUCUUGCCCAGCAGGUAUUUCUACUAGAUAGUCAGAGACAAGGGAACCCUCAUGAUUAUGAACUAGAAGAAGAUAUAUCUUAUGUAUUCCUGCUCUACCCGCCAUAUCAGGUUGGGCUACCAGACCCAGAGCAAAGGAUGACAAGGGUACCCUUCAAGAGCCUUGUGAUUGGUCUGUUGUCUCACCAGCUGUUGCUACAGACAAUUGGGAGUAUCUUGCUUCAGGGAUCUCCCAAUAUGACCCCAUCAGAGCGCCAUCUAUUACCAGCCUCACUCCCAUCCUCUCCAACUCAUGGCGAGAAAGCGUUCGAAGUCGACGAUAUGAUUGGUCAGCAAAAUAAAUUACCAGGCUUACUCUCCUACCUCUCAUGCCGGACAACCCUGCAUUUCCUCAACUCAUUGAAAGCUUCCUACAAAUUUUCUUGCGACUUCGACUCUCGACCUGGUUUAAAGUUUCUUAUUCAAAAAGUUGCAAGAACAUCAGUCGCAACAAACCUGUACAAGCAGGCAGGCAUUAGUAUGACAUUCUAUAUUCAUACGCUAUUGGAAGUGUGUAGCAGCAUUGAUAGUAUAACUGUUGAGAGUGUACGUGAAUUACUCAAACCCAACAUCAUUGAGAAUGACCCUGACAAGGUUGAUAAAGCUGGUACUUUGAACGAUGAUGUUCCUAAACUAGGAGAAGGUGAUGGGUCUAGUUCUGAAGAGGAUGAAAAUGGUCAGGGUGAUGCCAGAUCCAGGAAAUUCAGCAUACCAGUUGAUAAAGACCUCAAUGAAGCUGAGCAUAGUCUGGAAACAGUCCAUGAAAAUCACAGAGCUUUUUUAAAACUUUUUAAACAAGGUUGCGAUGAUUUAUGUUUGAAGUACAUCGAUUUGCUUCUUGAUAAGGAGGGAACGAGGAGUGCUGAUCAAAUGUUGGAACAGCCGCUGUUCUUUCUAAUUGCCCAACCUGAGGAGAUCACCGAGUUAAAGCGUGAUAAGUCACUAGGGUCCAUGGUUGCAGAGAAGCUGAAGAAACAACAGGAUGGUGCUACUGUAGUUGGAAUGGAGGCAGUACAAGUACAAGAUGCCGAUGACCCUGGUAGCCUUGACCCCCAGGGUGACCCCGAGAGUCCCCAGAGAUAUAUCAGUAAACGGGAAGAAAAACAGGAACAAGAAAGUCGCGUCUACACUGUCGCUUCAGGACGUACUAUAAAAACGCUCAUGUCCGAAUACAAGCGAAGAAAACAACAGAACUCAAUGCCGACCUUUGUGAAGGCCCAGAGGUCAAAGGUCACACAGUCAGAGUCCUCUAUGGGAAUGGUGAGAUCAACUAGUGCAGAUCCUCAAGAUCGAGAGAUUGAAAAACAACAACAGAAUUCGAUCAUGAAGGACAGUGUAGCCCACCUUAAGGCCUGGACUGAGAUGAUAUGUACCAUACUACAACUGCUUUACCAGUUGCCUGAGCACCAGUACCAAGCUCUCUUGCCAGCCAUCUUCAACUCUAUCACACAGUUAGUGUGCCAGGCAGAGGACACAAGACUCAAGGAAAUGCUUGCUCAUUGGGUACACAAAGUUGGGCAUUUAUACCAGUUUGCCCCUCAUUCCUAAGACUGAUUGGUGCACAUUUAUAUCCGUUUACUGCAUAUAUCUGAGGCUAAUUGGGCACAUUGUAUACUCCUGAGACCCAUUGGACAUAGUACCAAUUUGCUGUAUACUCCAGAGCCUCAUCAGAUUUGCAUACAAAUUUGCCUCUCAUUCCUAAGACCACUGGAUAUUAGAAUCAGAUUGCCUCACAUUCCUAAGGCGUUGUACACAAAGUUGGGACACAUAGCUAUAACGAUAUGAGGGAAUCAUAAGCAACCAAAUUUGACAUUUUACAGUAUUUUCAGUUCUUAGAACCAACAGCAGGUUGAUAAUCAAUGCCUAAAUAUAAAUAUUAUUUGACUAGGGUCAUUGAAACUUUUAAAAUGGUGCAAUGGCUUAAGGUACUCGCAUUUAUAGAUCCAAGAAAGCAUUCCAUAUAUACUACGUUUAGUGUAGUGUAGUGUAGUGUAGUUCUAGUCAAAAUUAUUAUACUACAGUCAUACUUGCAAUGAGAGUCUUAAAAAUGUUUGACGCAAGCUAAUAUAUAUACAUGUAUAGUCAUAUAC
Molecule: messenger RNA, 7456 nt
Organism: Owenia fusiformis
Lineage: Eukaryota; Metazoa; Annelida; Polychaeta; Sabellida; Oweniidae
Source: the annotation of a GenBank genome assembly